Messenger RNA from Alligator mississippiensis (American alligator), 2794 nucleotides. It is a transcript of the gene SAAL1, whose product is annotated as serum amyloid A like 1. Lineage: Eukaryota; Metazoa; Chordata; Crocodylia; Alligatoridae. The coding region runs from base 159 to 1574 and encodes 471 amino acids. The record is from RefSeq and is a predicted model, not a curated record. The transcript is spliced from 12 exons.
GACGUGUGCGGGCGGAGUCACACUAAGAGUGGAGAGGUGUGUCAGGCCGCGGGCGGUAGGGGGCGUUGUGCGGCGUGGCUGGGCCUCCGGCGGCCGCUCUUGCUCGCUCGCUGCCUCUGCAGCCCCGUGCUGCGUGUGCAGCGGGGCCCGGCCUGAGCAUGGACCGGAACCCGACGCCGCCGUCCAGCGAGGCGGAGGAUGAGGAGGCCUCGGGCGACGCCGUGGGGGACACCGUGUACAGUAAGCACUGGCUCUUCAGCGUCCUCACCAAGCUCAUCGAGGUUAUUAGCCCUGAAAAGAAUGACUUGAACUUGAGCAAUGAGGAGAUACAGACAGAGCUAGAGGAAGAAAUGGAGAAUGACAUAUGUAAAGUGUGGGAUAUGUCCAUGGAUGAGGAUGUUGCUUUAUUUCUUCAAGAGUUUAAUGCCCCUGAUAUUUUUAUGGGAGUGUUUGCCAAGUCAAAGUGUCCUAGACUCACUGAAAUCUGUGUGGGAAUAUUGGGUAAUAUGGCCUGUUUCCAAGAUAUAUGCAUGUCUAUUAGUAAAGAUGAGAAUCUUGGACAAGUUUUACUGCAGCGUUUAUGUGAUUCAGAUUCUCCUACUCUGUUGGAAACAAGCAGGUUAUUGUUAACAUGCCUCUCCCAACCAGAUGUGGCCAAUAUCUGGGUUGAAAGAAUCCGGGAAAACCCCUCUGUAUAUGACUGUGUUUGUUUUAUCAUGUCAAGCUCUACAAAUGUUGAAUUGCUGGUAAAAGUGGGUGAAGUGAUGGAUAAGCUCUUUGAUCUAGAUGAAGAUCUAAUGUUAAAUUGGAUUAAAAAUUGCUCUCGUCAGUCAGUGGGUCAGUCUACAGAUGAUUCCCCAGAAGAACUUUCAGAUUUUAAGAUUGUGCCUUGUUUACUUGAAGCAGCAAAACAAGUUCAGUCAGAUAGCCCAGAAGGACUGGAUGUUUACAUGCAUAUCUUACAGCUUCUAACCACAGUGGAUGAAGGCAUUCAGGCUAUUGUGCAGUCUCCUGAUGGAGGAAAAGAGACUUGGAGUUUGCUUUAUGACCUGGUCUGCCAUGAACUUUGCCAGCCAGAUGAUCCACCAAUUAUUGUUCAAGAACAGAAGACUGUAUUGGCCUCUGUUUUGUCUGUGUUGUCAGCCAUGUUUGCUUCACAAACAGAACAAGAAUAUGUCAAGAUGAGAAAAAAUAUGCCUCUGAUCGGCAGCCUGAUUCGUGUCUUACAAUAUAUGGAGGACUGUGGAAAGAGGUCUGUAGAUAAUUCAAAAGAAUCCAAGCCAGAUGAGACUGAAAAGUCGGGACUAAUUCAGGAAGACUUCCAUUUGAAAAUUUUGAAGGAUAUCUGCUGUGAAUUACUUUCUAACAUGCUUCAAGAAUUGACUAAGGAAAAUAUAUUGGAGGGACUAAACCAGGGACAUCUCAAUGAACAGAAAUGUUCCUGUGCAUUUAAAAAUCUAUUACCUCUGUAUUUCACGGCGGUGGAGAGUUUUCAUGAAGUGUUGCGUGAGGCAGAUCAGACUCUUGCAGACAAUCUAGAAAAAUGUUUCCCAAGCCUCAGGCUCCAGACCUAGGAACAUGUGUGUAAUAUUUUUCUCCUAUGGAAUGAACAUUUUGACUAUUUCUUUACAUUUGAUUUAAAAAAAAUCAAAAAGUCCCUAAAUGCAGAGGAACCAAACCCUCCUUACCUGCAGGCAAUUAAAAAAUUGUCCAGAUUACUUUGAUUAAUCCAGGAUUAAGUCAAACUGGGAGGAGGAAGAAAACAAACUUUUAUUCAGCUCUGUGUCUUGCAGUUUUGUUUGCUUUGGUGAAGCAAACAAGUAGAACAUGAAGUAGAAGUACACUUUUAAUAACUCCUGACCCUUUGCUUUUUACCUGUCACUGGAACAAGGGCAUAUGAUGAAUGUUUCAAAAUGGUUCUGGUUUUUCAUAAAAUUGCUAUAGCGAGAAGGAGGAAAUCUUAAAUAUUACCCAGCUAAGUGAUUUGUUGCUUUUUGAGGGAUCUUAGAAAAGCAGAGUUAAACCACAUGAUAAAUUACUUCAGAUUUGUGGUGUCUGAAGAGUGUGCCAGUUGUCACCUGCAGAAAUGUUGAAGCCUGAGAUGUUCAGUGAUAUUUGAGGAAGUUUGCUAGUAUAUAGUUGCCAUUGAAUCGUACCUCUCGCACUUCUCAAAAUCCUCUUAAAUGUUAAAUGUUUUACAUUUUCAUAUAGUUUAUCUGUAGUGUAGUGCAACCCACAUUAUCCACUGUAUUUAAACAUCAGAUAUGUUUUAACAAGUUCAGCUUGUCUUGUUUCUAAAAACUGGAACUUCUAACAGCUGGCCUUCAUUAGAUUGCAUUGUUAAAGAGGAUAGGAGCAAGGUCAUGGAGAAUAGCUCAUUAGUAUGCAUAUAGUACCCUGCUGUCCUGAUAGCUGUUGGCUUUGAGUAUUGUGCUGGUACACAUUUUGCUUGCCUUGAGUUACUUGUGCAGGUGAUAAUUUUCAAAGGUACAGUGUCUUUUAAUAUGGCCUUUUCUUCCAAACUUCAGGUUUUCAGAAGUGAUGCAAAUAUAUUUUUCCUCAGGCAGUUGACAACACCUUUGUUGUUAGCAAGGAGACCAAAAACCAGAAAAAUCUGACUUAAGUCACCAGUAAAGAGUUUGUGUUUCUGGAAAAGUCUGUAUGUUUUGUUUAUUGGGAACAGUAGAUAACUGUGAAUACAGCAACAUUGUUUUCAUACUACUUUGACAGCUUUUGAAUAUUUUCUUAAAACUACAGAAUUGUAAUAAAGAUUGGUUUUUAAAAAAAAAAACAA